Drosophila serrata is the source of this 4141-nucleotide messenger RNA. It is a transcript of the gene Hr38, whose product is annotated as Hormone receptor-like in 38. Gene Ontology annotation, molecular function: zinc ion binding; nuclear glucocorticoid receptor binding; RNA polymerase II cis-regulatory region sequence-specific DNA binding. The record is from RefSeq and is a predicted model, not a curated record. Gene Ontology annotation, biological process: regulation of transcription by RNA polymerase II; cellular response to corticotropin-releasing hormone stimulus. Gene Ontology annotation, cellular component: transcription regulator complex; nucleus. NCBI's taxonomy places the organism in Eukaryota, Metazoa, Arthropoda, Insecta, Diptera, Drosophilidae.
CAGCAGCAAUAACAGCAGCAGCAGCAGCAGCAACAUCAGUCAACGAGCCGAGGAAAAUUAAACUGCUUGGGAAAUUGAAAGGCGAGAAAACUGACAGCAACGACAACGACAGCGCGGCAACAGCAACAGUAGCUGCCACCACCGCGGCAACCUCUACGACAGCAGCAACAGAAAUUGCUGUAACAUCAGCAGCAACAGCCGCAGGAACAGGAGGAGCUGCGACAGCAACAUCAACUGCAACUGCAACAACAGCAGCAGCAGCAAUCCAAACAACCAAAAUCAGCCAAGUGAGGCUUAAUAACCCAGCGACAACAAGCAUGUUACUUUUGCAACCCAAUAGCUCCUUUAGUUCGCUGUCGCCCUUCGAUAACUUCUCCACGCAAACCGCUACGACGACCACGACAACGUCGGCAGCCGCAGCUGGACACCACCACCACCAUCAUCUCCUCCAUCAGCAUCAUCAGCAACAGCAGAAUCAACUGCAGCAGCAACACCAACAGCAACAGCAGCAGCAGCAGCAACUGGAACUGCAGCAACAAUUGCAACACCAACAGCAGCAGCAACUUGUGAGCCCGCAACAGCAUUUGCUAAAGACGGAGUCGCUGCUCUCCCAUGAGGAGGAUCAGUUGAUCAGCAACCUGACCGACUCGGCUGUGGCCCACAGUGAACUCUUCUCGGAUCUCUUCUUCCCCUCGGACUCCAACAACUCCCUGCUCUCGCCGACCACCAGUGGCUAUCCGGACAAUCCCGCCGAGGACCUAACCAGCUCCAUUGAGAACCUUACCAAAUUGACUUGUCUGCGCGACAAGCGUCUGUCCUCGAUCCCGGAGCAACAGCUGAGCUCGGAACAGGAGCAGCAGCUCUGUCUGCUAAGUCUGCGUUCCAGCAGCGAUCCGGCAAUUGCCCUGCACGCCCAGCAGCAGCAGCAGCAUCAACAACAACAGCAGCAGCAGCAACAGCAACAGCACCCGGAGCAGCAGCAGCAACUCCAGCUGAUCUCGCCCAUUGGUGGGCCCUUGUCCUGCGGCAGUAGCCUGCCCAGCUUCCAGGAGACCUACUCCCUGAAGUACAACAGCAGCAGCGGAAGCAGCCCCCAGCAGGCCUCCGCCUCCGGCUCCACUAGUGCCCCCUCCUCCACGGCAGCUCCCACACCCACGGACCAGGUGCUGACCCUCAAGAUGGAUGAGGACUGCUUCCCGCCGCUAUCCGGUGGCUGGAGCGCCAGUCCGCCCGCACCCUCACAGCUCCAGCAGCUCCACACCCUGCAGACCCAGUCGCAGUCCCAAUCCCAGAUGUCGCAUCCCAAUGGCAACAGCAGCAAUAACAACAGCGGUGCCUACAACUACCAUGGCCACUUCAAUGCCAUCAAUGCCAGCGCCAAUCUCUCGCCCAGCUCCUCGGCCAGCUCCUUGUAUGAGUACAAUGGAGUCGGCGCCACCGAUACCUUCUACGGACAGCAGCAGCAGCAGCAACAGAGCUACCAGCAACAUAACUACACCUCUCACAAUGGCGAGCGCUAUUCGCUGCCCACUUUCCCCACGAUUUCCGAACUGGCGGCGGCCACAGCGGCCGUGGAAGCAGCAGCAGCUGCUACCAUAUCCUCGCCUUCGCUGGGUGGUCCUCCGCCUGGUCGCCGGGCAUCGCUGCCCGUCCAGCGAACCGUCUCGCCCGCCGGCUCCUCUGCGCAGAGUCCCAAGCUGGCCAAGAUCACGCUCGGCCAGAGGCACACCCACGCCCACCCGCUCCAGCUAAGCUCGGCCCCAAAUUCAGCGGCCAGUUCGCCGGCCAGUGCGGAUCUCCAGGCAGGACGGCUCCUUCAGGCUCCAUCACAAUUGUGUGCAGUUUGUGGGGACACGGCCGCCUGUCAGCAUUACGGAGUUCGAACCUGCGAGGGUUGCAAGGGAUUCUUUAAGAGGACAGUGCAGAAGGGCUCCAAGUACGUUUGCCUGGCGGACAAGAACUGUCCGGUGGAUAAGAGGCGGCGCAACCGCUGUCAGUUCUGUCGGUUCCAGAAGUGUUUGGUCGUCGGCAUGGUCAAGGAAGUGGUGCGAACUGAUUCGCUAAAGGGACGAAGGGGACGACUGCCCUCGAAGCCAAAGUCUCCUCAGGAGUCUCCUCCAUCGCCACCGAUCUCACUGAUUACGGCUUUGGUGCGUAGCCAUGUGGACACCACGCCUGAUCCCUCCUGCCUGGAUUACAGCCAUUACGAGGAGCACACGAUGAGCGAGGCGGACAAGGUGCAGCAGUUCUAUCACCUGCUGACCAGCUCUGUGGACGUGAUCAAGCAAUUUGCCGAGAAGAUACCCGGCUACUUGGAUCUCCUACCCGAGGAUCAGGAGUUGCUGUUCCAGAGCGCCUCCCUGGAGCUGUUCGUUCUCCGCCUGUCGUAUCGCUCCAGGAGCGACGACACCAAGAUGAUCUUCUGCAAUGGCACAGUGCUCCAUCGCAGCCAGUGCCAGCGAUCCUUCGGGGAAUGGCUCAACGACAUCAUGGAGUUCAGUCACAGUCUACACAACCUGGAGAUCGACAUCUCCGCCUUCGCCUGCCUCUGCGCCCUCACCCUGAUCACAGAACGUCAUGGCUUAAGGGAGCCAAAGAAGGUGGAACAGCUCCAGAUGAAGAUCAUUGGCAGUCUCCGUGAUCAUGUCACCUACAAUGCCGAGGCCCAAAAGAAGCAGCACUACUUCAGCCGGCUCUUGGGAAAGCUGCCUGAGCUGCGCUCCCUCAGUGUCCAGGGACUUCAGCGCAUCUUCUAUCUGAAGCUGGAGGAUCUGGUACCAGCCCCGGCCCUCAUCGAGAAUAUGUUCGUCACCACAUUGCCCUUCUAGGCGAUCGAACAUCAUCCAGCGUAUCAUCACAACCUUGCUUCCUUAAACUAGCCCUAAGUUAUGCCCCUUAAGAUAUAGUAUAUAGUAUAUAUUACAGGUAUCCCCGAACUAGCUUUAGUAGAGCCCGAAUUAUAUGAAAUCUCACUGAAACAAGAAACCCGAAAUAAAACGCAGACCCAGGCCAUAUCUUUAGACAUAGAGUAGGGCUAGAUAGACAAGACAACACACAAACCCCUCGAAUAAUUACGGACAUGAAUAUUUGAGAAAGGGGGUUUCCGCUGCAAAAUCAGCUCCUGCGUGACUCGUCAAGGCUGGAAAUUACAACUUGUUGACGUUAAUUGUUAAAUUGUUUCAUUUCAACUGUCGAAAUCAAUGCGCACGCAAUGGACACGGCGUCUUAUACAAUAUCCCUCGAAAGCCCGAACACUCAAAGCUUGCUUAAAACCGACGGACAAGGACGGACAAGACGCUCUCUUGCCUUUUUGCUAACUUCUAGUCAAUUGUUUUAAGGCAAACAAAAGGAAUAAAUAAAGACAAGCAUGCAGCCAGUAGAGUUAUAUUAUUUAUACCUUAGAAUAAACCAGACAGUUCUCUUAAAUAAUAAACCAACACAGUUUCCCAAAUCGGAAGAGGAUUCCCUAACAAAUAAAUUUUGAACUUUCCUUAAUCUCAGACUUUCCAAAGUAAAGUAUUAUUUUCGAAAUUAUCUUUAGAUUCCAAUUCCAAUUUGUGGAGCUCAAUAUCAUAUCAAAUAGCAAUGCCAUGCUUGCCGUUAGCCAAUAUUAAUAGGCCCCUGCAUAUAGUUGAUAUCCCCGAACCCAAGUAUUUCUGUUAAUUAUAGACUAAGGCUCCUAAUAGUUUAAUCUCUGAAUAUAGACUAAGGACUAUUCUUUUCGAUUUACGAUUAUGCACCUACUAGUGCACACUGAGAGUUUAAGUACCUUUUUGUGAUGAUUGUGUCUGACACAGAGAGAGUUGCACACAAACACACAAGCUAGCAAGUAAGAUAUGAUAUAAGGAUAUAAAAUAUAUAUAUUAAAAUAUUCUGUAGAUUAAGCCCCAGUAUUCGGUAAUCCUAUAAUACGUCUGUAAAUCCAUAGUUAGUACGUUCCAAACGAGAAAACCCUUUAUUUAAUCUGAAAGAAACCAAGUUCUCAAAGAAACGCUAGAUGAUAGAUAGACGGAUCUAUAUAUCUCUCUCUAUAUGUGUGUGUUAUUUCGAUAGAAACCCCUCUAUGUGAUUUUGUGAUAGAUUGGCAUUGAACUCUAUAUAUAUAUAUACAUAUAUAUAUGUAUAUCUAUAAUACGUAUAC